AUGGGGUAUUUUCCUGAUGAUUAUAGUGGAAGUAGUCAUGAUCUCAUGUCACUCAAACUCUCGACCACUAAUUUUUUCAUAAACCUACCUUCUUUGAUAGAUAGGUUUCAUUCACUGAAAGAGUUGGAUGUGGGUUCUUGCAAUAUUUCUGAAGGUCCAAUACCAUUGUCGCUUGGUAAUCUUAGGGAUCUCAUCUAUUUGGACCUUUCACAAAAUAAGUUCAAUGGUCAAAUUCCUGCAGCUACAUGGGGAAACCUUACCCAACUUACACAUCUAUUACUUUCUAGUAAUUAUUUUCAUGGUUCAGUUCCCCAAACCUUAUUCAAUCUCAUGAAUCUUCAAACCCUUUAUCUAGAUCGUAAUAAUUUGAGUGGUACUAUAGAGUUACAGAAGUUUCUUAACCUACAAAAACUCACCUCCCUAUAUCUGUCUCAUAAUAAUUUGGAAUUGCUCGCAGAAUCUAGAUUUUUGAAUAAUGCAACUAUUGUACUUCCAAAGUUUGAGUAUCUAGGAUUGGGUGGGUGCAACAUAAGAGAGUUCCCAGAUUUCCUAAGAUCUCAAGAAGCAUUGUUACAGUUAGAUCUCUCUAGAAACAAAUUGCAAGGCCACGUACCAAAAUGGAUAUGGAACACAAGCACUAAAACUCUGCAAUAUAUUAACAUUUCUCAUAACUUCCUGUCAGGCUUCGAGAAAUCUCCAGCUGUCCUUCCCUGGGUUGAGCUACAAUUGUUAGACCUAUCAUUCAACAUGUUUCAGGAAUUAUUAUUGUUACCUUCACCAUCUCUACAAUACUAUAACAUUGCAAACAACAAAUUAAGGGGACAAGUUUCACCAAUGAUUUGCACUCUGACUUCUCUUAGAUACAUUGAUUUUUCAAACAACAAGUUGAUUGGCGACCUACCGCAGUGUGGGGGAGACUUUAGUGUUAAUCUGGAAUAUCUCAAACUUGGAAACAACUCAUUUCAUGGAAAUCUUCCUCAAUCAUAG
Messenger RNA from Rosa rugosa (rugosa rose), 987 nucleotides. Its product is annotated as receptor-like protein 7. The coding region runs from base 1 to 987 and encodes 328 amino acids. The transcript has a single exon. Lineage: Eukaryota; Viridiplantae; Streptophyta; Magnoliopsida; Rosales; Rosaceae. Gene Ontology annotation, molecular function: protein binding. The record is from RefSeq and is a predicted model, not a curated record.